This is a messenger RNA of Galeopterus variegatus (Sunda flying lemur), 597 nucleotides long. RefSeq names its product CD69 molecule (gene CD69). The record is from RefSeq and is a predicted model, not a curated record. Gene Ontology annotation, cellular component: external side of plasma membrane. The transcript is spliced from 5 exons. Lineage: Eukaryota; Metazoa; Chordata; Mammalia; Dermoptera; Cynocephalidae. The coding region runs from base 1 to 597 and encodes 198 amino acids.
AUGACUUCUGAAGAUUGUUCCGUAACAGAGAAAAGCUCUUUGAAUACAGAGACAGGACAAGAAAAUAAUGCCACCAGCCCCUCUUUUGCAGAACAUCAUGAAGGGUCCCUUCAAGUUCCUGUGCCCUGUGCUGUAGUGACUGUGGUCUUCAUCACCAUUUUGAUCAUAGCACUCAUUGCCUUAUCAGUGGGACAAUACAAUUGUCCAGGCCUAUAUGCAUUCCCAGUUUUAUCAGACAACAAUGUUUCUUCAUGCUCAGAUGAUUGGGUUGGCUACCAGAGGAAAUGCUACUUUAUUUCCACUGAAACAAAAAGCUGGACCUUGGCCCAAAACUCUUGUAUCACACGUGGUGCUACUCUUGCUGUCAUCGACUCUGAAAAGGAAUUGAUCUUUCUGAAACGCUAUGUGGGUAGAGCUGAACAUUGGAUUGGGCUAAAAAACGAAGCUGGUCAGACAUGGAAAUGGUCAAAUGGUAAAGAAUUUAACAACUGGCUCAACUUUACAGGGUCUGCGGACUGUGCAUUUCUGAACAGCACAGAGGUCAGCAGUACAGAAUGUAAAAAGAACUUACACUGGAUAUGCAGCAAACCCUACUAA